Messenger RNA from Thecamonas trahens ATCC 50062, 709 nucleotides. RefSeq names its product ADP-ribosylation factor 1. Gene Ontology annotation, cellular component: cytoplasm. Gene Ontology annotation, biological process: vesicle-mediated transport; intracellular protein transport. Lineage: Eukaryota; Apusomonadida; Apusomonadidae. Gene Ontology annotation, molecular function: GTPase activity; GTP binding. Bases 67 to 618 code for a protein of 183 amino acids. The transcript is spliced from 2 exons. The record is from RefSeq and is a predicted model, not a curated record.
CCCCACCCCCCCCUUUCCCACCACAACACCACACCUUCCUUACACUCCACUCUAAGACACUUUGCCAUGGGUUCGGUGUUCAGCAAGGCGCUCAGCAAGAUGUUCGGCAAGAAGGAGAUGCGCAUCCUCAUGGUCGGGCUCGACGCUGCCGGCAAGACGACCAUUCUUUACAAGCUGAAGCUUGGCGAGAUCGUGACCACCAUUCCGACCAUUGGCUUCAACGUGGAGACGGUUGAGUACAAGAACAUUUCGUUCACGGUGUGGGACGUCGGAGGGCAGGACAAGAUCCGCCCGCUGUGGCGCCACUACUUCCAGAACACGCAGGGCGUCAUCUUUGUCAUCGACUCGAACGACCGCGACCGGAUUGGCGAGGCCCGCGACGAGCUGCACCGCAUGCUCAACGAGGACGAGCUCCGUGACGCGGUGCUCCUUGUCUUUGCCAACAAGCAGGACCUCCCGGCGGCCAUGAACGCUGCUGAGAUCACCGACAAGCUGGGCCUGCACUCGCUCCGCCAGCGCUCGUGGUACAUCCAGUCGACCUGCGCCACUUCUGGCGAUGGCCUCUACGAGGGCCUCGACUGGAUGAGCAAUUCGCUCUCGUCCAAGGGCAAGGCCUAACCGUAGCUGCCCGCCUGGGUGCCUGCACCCUCGUAUUGGCCCCCGUGUCGUCUCUGUUCUUUCUGCCCAUAACACGCUCAUAUGCACGGUA